This is a messenger RNA of Stylophora pistillata, 2390 nucleotides long. Its product is annotated as protein C-mannosyl-transferase DPY19L3. Gene Ontology annotation, cellular component: nuclear inner membrane. NCBI's taxonomy places the organism in Eukaryota, Metazoa, Cnidaria, Anthozoa, Scleractinia, Pocilloporidae. The record is from RefSeq and is a predicted model, not a curated record. Gene Ontology annotation, molecular function: mannosyltransferase activity.
AUUUGACCCAUAUGUGAAGGUUAUUUGCGAAACGUUGCCUCUGAAUACUCACAUCCAAACUAAACAUGGCUUAUGAUUAGGUACGCUAUGUCAGAAUUGCGAAGGAGGAAGGCAGGUUCCGGAAAAGACAAGAAUCGGCCUUCGGGAUCUCAUGCGAACGAGCGUGCGAGGGACGGCCAGCAGAAAUGUGAAAGGAAACUGGAUCAAGUUUCUUGGUUCACUUACGCUAAUUUUAUCAUUGGAGCGACUGUUGCCUUGAUUGUUGGAGUCAAAUAUGCUUUGUAUGUUCGGGAACUUCAUGAGAAUGAUAUGUGGUUCUCCAACAUCGGCCAACUAGAGAGGGAAAUCUCCUUUAGGACAGAGUCUGGAUUAUAUUUUUCAUAUUACAAGCAAAUAGUUUUAGCACCAUCGUUAUUUCAAGGUAUUCAUGAUGUUAUACAUGACAAUAGGACAGAGCAUCUGAGGACAAUUAAUAUACUAGAGAGAUUUAAUAUUUAUCAAGAAGUUAUAUUAGCAGCUCUGUACAGAAUUUUACCAAUACAGGGAUCUGUGGAAUAUGUGUACUUUUAUAUUGAUACUAUCUUUGGCUUACAUGGGAUGUACAUGGUGUCAUUGUUUGUAUCAUCGUGGGUUUUGAGUGGCUCUUGGCUCGCUGGUCUGCUGUCUGCAAGUUUCUAUAUUUUUAACAAGGAGGAAACCACACGACUCUGGUUUACAAUUCCACUGCGUGAAAGUUUUGGAUUUCCGUUCAUUUUUGCACAGCUUGCUUUUAUCACUGUAUACUUUAGGAGGAACAUGUCUUCACUUGCCCAGGUAGUGUGUUUGGUUGGCAUAGCAAUUUCGACAUUUUUCUUUGCAUUAGUGUGGCAGUUUGCACAGUUUAUUCUUCUUUUGGAGUCCAUGGCAUUCUUUGGUACCUAUUCACUUGGCUUCAUCCCCAAACAUAAGGCUCGUACUAUGUACCUGAUGGUGAUUGGUUCUCUGCUUGGAGUGUGCAUAUUGCAGUUUGUUAAUGACAUGAUUCUUUGUUCUCUUGCGCUGAGCUUUGCUAUUGCUUCUGUCAUCAUCAUGACUUUCCAUAAUGAAUACAGUUCAAAUGAUAAUUUCUUCUACAAAGUGUUCAAGCUUAUCAUCAACAUCAUCGCUACCUUACUGUUAGCUGGAGCCAUAAGCUUUGUUUCCAAGGUUAUAUUCAGAAUAGAGUCUGAUGAGCACAUCUUUAAGUUCCUAAAGUCAAAGUUUGGUUACGGUAUUGGAAGGGAUUUUGAUUCGCUGUUGUAUCUUUGUGAAAAAGCAUUUCAGUUCUGUCCUUUGGCUGUGUACUCAAGACUUACCUCCGGUGUUGUUUUCCCUUGUUAUGUCUUAUCUUUGGUAGCUGUACUGUUUCUGAUGGCGUAUACUGUACUCGUGAAUUGGAGGUCUAAAACCGACGAUACUGCAGAAGAAACCAACUGUCUUUACCUCAACUCUCAUCCUGAGAUAGUAUAUCAAGCCAUUCAGAGCGUUUUCUUUGGUGCACUAGCUAUCACUACUGUUCGCUUUAAGUAUCUCUGGGUACCGCAUAUGUGUCUAUUUGCCGCCGGAAUAUUUUGCAACCAAGCCUUCUGGAAAGCGGCUCUUAACAAAAUAGGAAUCAAGCAAAUAUACGGAAAGGUCACUGGUCAUGGUGUUCCUGUGAUGCUUCUUGCCCUUUUGCUAUACAAUCGUCUCCCCAAGGCUCUGAAAGAACUCGAAGAACUGAGAGAAUUCUACGACCCGGACACUGUAGAUUUAAUGAAAUGGAUAAAUGAGAACACUCCUCCAGAUGCUUCGUUCACGGGAAGUAUGCAGUUACUGGCCGGAGUAAAGCUCUGUACGGACCGACACAUUACAAACCAUCCACACUACGAGAAUAAGUUCCUUAGAGAAAGAACUAAGCAGGUCUAUCAAAUUUACGCACGAAGACCGCCCGACGAGGUCUACAAAAUUCUUCGGCAACACGGCACAGACUACAUCAUAUUAGAAAACAGUAUCUGUCUCUCACAGCAAGAUCGAGGUUGCAGGCUUGUCGACCUACUCGACUUGGAUAAUGGUCACAUGAUCGAAGGCGGCCAAUCAGAGGAAGGAUUGCAGCUUACAAAUGUUCCCCGUUUCUGUAAAGCUAUUAAAACAGAUGUCAGGAAUUUUAGUGCGUAUUUUAAGAAAGUUUUUGAAAAUCGUACUUUUUACCUGUACAAACUUUUAUGAAUAUGAACGUCUUUUCGUCGGGUGCAAGUAAAACCUCGUUAACUCGUUACAAUAUGACAGUGAAGGGUUUUUUAUUUGAGACAAGACAAUGGGUACAAAUGUUAUGGAUGGUUUAAAUUGGCUAGGUAAUGAUUAAAUAAAAUCUUAAAAAAAAGGGUCAUUAA